UUGUCAAGUUUAGUGGACAGUUUGGUGUGCUGAAGAAGCUUGGUGGGAAAACCGAUGGAUGGAGUACGAUUCUCAUGCACAUGAUGUCCGCGCGUCUGGAUGCAGAUACCAAGCGGGAAUGGGAGCGUGAAGGAGAGCUGAAGAAGGUGCCGACGUACACUCAGCUGGUCGAUUUCCUGAAGAAGCGGAUUUCCCAGCUGCAGUCGGCUGAAAUCGACUCGAUUCCACGGAAUUCCAAGCCUUCGUCGAGAGCGGUCCACACUACAACGACGUCAGCGAGGUGUUCGUGCGUAGUUUGCGGUGGAAACCAUCAGCUGUUCUACUGCGACAAGUUCCGGAGUUUCACUGUGGCUGAACGAGCUGCACAGAAAAAAAAUCGGGUAAAUUUACAUCAUUUAUGAUGUACCAAAAGUGCACGUCAUUAAUGAUGCGAAUUUACAUCAGUUUCAUUGUAAAUUUAAGUGCCUUCCGAUGUAAUCGUGCGGAACAAAAAGCGCUUUGAAAACAUGUAAAUUUCCGAUGAAAUCUACGUAAAUUUACCCAAGUUAAAAUUUUUUUUGCUCCGUUGAAUCUGAAAUCCGAUGUAAUUUUCAUUUUCAUGUUUUUCAUGCUGUGCUCAAAUGCUGCUCCAGAUGAAAUGUUUUUUUGUUUUAAUAAAAAAACAAUCUUACAUUUCAACGAAAAGCCUUUAAAUCAAAGCAUAAAAAUCAAAUAAUUUGAAAACAACAUCAAACUCCACAUCCAACAGAGCGACUCAAAACCAGUAGGUAUUUUUUGAAAAUAACCGUAUUUUUCUCUGAAUCAAUCAUGGAAAUGCCCAAACAAUUGUGAAUUCCCUUAAACACUGUCAUCAACCGACGCGAAGUCACAAGCCGUCGGUUCUCUCGAUAUGAUAAUGCUGUUCGCUGUUUUCUACUUGUUUGUUACCUUCCUGAACGUGUUGAGCUAGCCCAACUCCUUCAUUUGAUGUACAGCUCCACCAGCAUUCAAGAGCAAAGCAUCAAAUGCUUACUCUGAUCGUCACCGCUUAUCUGGAACUUGCUGCCAGCCGCUUACAGAUCGUGUCCGCGUCAUGAACUUGAAUCUGCUUCCCAUAGGCAAUCAAACGUCAAAAUUACCCCCCACUAGAGGGCGCUCAAACUUGGGGUGAUGUUUUCAUUAUAACCUACAGCGAGUAAAUUGAUUUGAAAUUUGAAAUUGUUUUAUUUCAUCAUAAAAUCGACAUUAAUAGCAAAUUAUACCAUUUUCAGGUAAGAAAUAAUUAGCUUAAUUGAUAUAAACGAAAAUAUUUGUGUGAUGGUCGAUUUAACCUGUUCAUUAUCUGAUUCAAAAUAAGGGAAUGUUUUAAUCAACCAAAACAUAAUUAAUCAAUUGAGAAUGUAGAUUAUUCAAGUGGACAAUUAUUUUUAAAAGUCACUUCUACCAUAAAAGCAAAGAUCUGCUUGAAAAAUGAUAAUCGGAUUGAUUUUCAAAAUUAGCGGAUCGUCAAAAAACAAAACGAAACCAAGAUAUGCCGAUUUUUGAUGUAACAAAAUCUUCCACCCUGUGCAAGAUCCCGAUCGGUUUCGAGGUUUCGCCACUACUGGCCACCGGAGUCGACGUCAUGGCCUUCCGCAAACGCUUCCACCCGAUCAAUUGUUUCUCCGGACACUUCCGACUAAGCUAACAGCGACGAACAUAAAAUUUUCACUAACUAACAACGGACACGGUCGCAGUAGGCGGCACCUUUCCAAAUGUUUAUAAAUAAAACGUGACGUUUGCACUCAAUGAAAUGGCAUACUGAUAGACCGGCCGAAGCAAAUGUUGGAUUUUUUGUCGGAGUUUACUUUACCCAAUUUUGGGUGGAUCUAAUCUUGAAACAAAAAAGUAUUUCUAGAUUAAAUUUUCAAAACAACCUAUCCCUCAUGGGUUUCCUAUGCAGAUAGGACCUUUUGAAAAUUUAAUCUAGAUUUUGAAUAUUUUUCAAUGGAUUGGUACUUGAUCUCGACUUAGCAUUUGUUUAAUGUUUUGCCUUCCUCACUGAAGAGAGACUAUAACUCGAAAAUUGAACUUUUUAAUAUGACCUCCUAGACCAACCUUGAUUUAUACUUAAUUAUUUGUGAGCCAAUUUGUGUUAUCAAUGAAUUUACGAAAAAAAAUAUUUCUAAAACUUUUUCGUAUGGUCUCAAAAUUCACAAUUUGUAAAAAAUUAAAAGUUUUUAUUUGGGUGAAAACACAUAAAAUAGAAUUAUGCAAAGUAUUUUGAAUAGAUAACAAUUUUACAACUUCGUGGCGCCGUGGUUAGCGGCUUCGGCUGCCAAUCCCUAAGUUGCUAUGGGGCGCAGGUUCGAUUCCCGCCUUAUCCUCCUGACCUGAUGGAUGGGGAAGUAAAACGUCGGUCCAUUUUCGUAAAAGAGGUUUUGGGUGACUUACCACACAUAACCUUCGGACGCCUAGAAAUGAGCAGAAACUUAUAACAGAGACCACAAAAGACCGGGGUCGUUAAAGUGGAUUGCUUUUUUAGGAGAAACACUUGAAAUAAAAUUAGAAGAUAGAUUUUUCACAUAUCCAUAUAUUUCUUUUGGAAUCAAUAAUUCAAUAUGACGAUAAAAAGCAAACAGAAAAUAAUAAUUUUAAAAAUUCCUUCAUCAGAGGUGACAUUGAGACUGGGGCUGAGAUUGGGUCAUACAAAAAUGCUGAAAUUUGCAUGACACAAUCUCACCUCCAACCCAAUGUCACCCCUAAUGACAGUAUUACCAGAAAUUUAUAAUUAUAAUCAGAUCAAAUCAGACCGGAUCAGAGGCAAGAAAGAAACAACAAAGUUUACAAAUUAAUGUUUAGUCAAUCUGAGCAGAAGUAUAUAUAAUACGUUUUCAAGAACAUAUAGAUUGUUUUCAAAGCAAUAAUAGGCUAGUACAAAUUAUAUUUAAAGUUUUUUCUCCGGUUAGUUUAUAAAAGGUCCUAAGCGCCAGUAGUAAACAAAGGCGCUUUACGAUCGGUUCUCCGUUAGUUUAGGGCAUCAUGUACAUUUUGACACUUUCUGGGUUAUUGCAUAUUCUGAAAGUACUCCUAAUAAGCUACCUCUUCACCAAAAAUGAGCUAAAGUUACUUCAGUAAAGUCUGUUUAAUAAUGAUUUUAAAUAAAGUAACAUAAACAAAAUCUCUGCCAUCAGCAGUCUCUGUUUAUAUAGCCCUGUCAACCUGUCAAAUAAAAGACUACAUGAACCUCGUGACGAAAAAAAAGCAUCAUGAAAAAAGCGCCAUGUACAUUCGGCGAAGAAAAACGAAUCAUAACAAAGCGUCCUCCUCAAUGACAGCAGGGUGAUAUAGACGUUGGUGAUUUCAAAAGAAGUUAUGUUUGUUUUUCUCAAAUAAAAUUACGGAAAUAAUGUUUUAUUGAAUUGGGUACUAAAAUGAAGCUUAGAUUGCUGAUAUUAUUGUUUACAGCAAUAAAGCUUAUUUUUCUGAGUAAAAUGACCCUUUGUACGACCACAAAGAGUUUAAAAUGGAUUUUUAAAUCAAUUUUGAAAAAAAAUCCUCGCGGUCCUUCUUGACAGAAAAGUUCCUACUUGACAGCUCGUUCCAAGGGGACCAUAGUUGAUCAAUCGAAAAAAUGUUGUCUUGUCAAAAAAAAAAUUGCAUUAAAAUGAAAAAAAGUGAUCAGAAAUGGUUUUUAAGCGUGUUUUUUAUCGUUGUACAUAAAAAUUUACAUAGGGCUUUAGUACCCAAUUUGGAUGAUCAAGUAUCAAUAAAAGUAACGUUUUUCAUCGUUUGUUAUCAUUAUAACAUCUUAUUUUGCUUUUAUAUUAAAAUGGGAAUUAAAAAUGGAUGCUCAACAUUCAAAUGCGUUUUUCUCAAAAAAGGAUGGUAUGUACAUGAUGCUUUUUGAAAUGUUGGCAUCGAAUUAUCAAAUUCAAACAUUUUUUGAAUUGUUCAUCUGUACGUCCUUUUAAUGCUCUUUACUGAAAAACAAAUAAAAUUUGAUUCAUUUCAGAGAAAACAAAAAUCAAAUCAGUGUCGGAUAUCGUGAUGAAAGGUAGACGAAUUGCGAACUAGAGAUUUAUUCAAAUAAUGCUUAGAAUGGUACUACUCAAUUUUGUAUAAGACUGUUAAGUCUAAAACUAGAUUGCUCAGUUUGUCGGAGUUGAUUUAUUUCUUAUUCUUGGUAUAUUAAAUGAGUCGUGUAACUCAACUCCGACAUUCCAAAGCUCUGUCAAAUUCAAAACAAUUUCUUAGAAAGUGACUUGAACUGCGAGUUUUGAAUUCCUGUUUUUUUGUUUGUUUUAAAUUUGAUUGUUUAAAAUGUUUUUCCAAUUCUUACCAACAGUCACGAGACGAGAUCCUGCUCCGGAAAUUAGUGAUAAACAUCCAAAAGAUUCGCCAGCAUUCACCAAAGUGGCAAUCGAUGCCAUCAAGAUCGCCGACGCUGUUGAACCUACUACCGCUGAAGUUUCCCGUGAUGUCCGUAAUGGGGUCGAGAUGGUUCCUCCAAAACAACUCUUGCUGCGAUCUCGGAUGACAAACCAACCGAAACUAAAAUUGAACGCUCAUUAUUUUGAACAAGCUCUGCAUCAACUGCAUGGUGGACAAGCACAGUCUGGCAAGUUGCAAGCAACGUUCCUGCAUAUUCUGCGGAAGAAGACACAACACUCUCCUCCAUCGAAAAGUUCCUGAUCAAGCGAAGAAGCAGUUCAACAGUGCGGCUCGCAGGGAAGUUCCGUCAGCUCAAUCCAGCCGUCCAGAUCAGCAAUCGUCAACUUCCGGUCAAGAUAAACAAGUUCUACCAAGCACAUCAACCUCUUCUGUCCAAACUCUCGUGACGUCUCGAUCUAACCGGUCUCCCACGCGCCAAGUUUUCCUCUCGACUGCACUCGUCAAAGUCGUCGGGCCAAAAGGUAAAACCGCAGUAGCUAGAGUUCUCCUCGACAAUGCUUCUCAACCCAACCUCAUGACGGAGCGCUUCCGUCGCAUCCUGAAUUUGCGGAAAACACCAGUCAGCACGGAGCUGUACGGAGUUGAAGCUGAACGCAAAUCAGUUGCCUACUCGGUGGUCGCCACCGUGUGUUCCCGAUUCAACAAAUACCAAACGGUCCUCGAGUUUCUCGUCCUCCAAAAGGUCACAACCAACCUACCGACCACUUCCGUCGAAACCGACAAUUGGUACAUUCCAAGUCACGUCCAGCUAGCGGAUCCGACUUUUGCGACAUCGAACCCAAUCGACAUGGUCAUCGGUAGCGAAGUAUUCUUCGAACUUCUGCGCAAGGGACGCAUACGCAUCGACGACGACAAGCCAAUGCUCCAGAAUUCCGUAUUCGGUUGGCUCGUCUCCGGCGCGUUUCGUGGUACCAGCGUAUCCAGUCGACUCGUCAGUCACGUUACCACCAUGGAAAGUCUCGAGCAGCAAGUCGCACGGUUUUGGGAAAUCGAAUCUUGCGGAACCAAUUCGAUUUGGUCGCCGGAGGAAAAACUCUGCGAGGAAAUCUACACGACUACUACAAGCAGGGACCAGACUGGUCGUUACGUCGUGGAGCUGCCGAAGCAUUCAGAGCUGAUGAGUCAACUUGGUGACUCUCGCUCUAUUGCUGUCCGACGGUUUUACGCGAUUGAACGCCGCCUGCAACGAGAACCGGAACUGCAACGCCAGUACGACGCUUUCAUGGCCGAGUAUCUGUCUCUUGGCCACAUGAUGCUCGUCGAUCCAGUGGUAGACAUUCCCGGUCAGCACUACUACCUGCCACACCACGCUGUGGUCAGGCCAGACAGCACGACAACGAAGCUCCGUGUUGUGUUCGACGGUUCGUGCAAAACGACAUCCGGAUUCGCCCUCAACGACAUUCUGCUGAAGGGACCCACAAUCCAGGACACUUUGCUGUCGCAGUUGUUCCGUUUUCGCAUGAAGCCGGUCGUCAUCAAAGGUGACAUCGAAAAGAUGUACCACCAGGUGCUGGUAGCAGAAAGCGAUCAAGCGUUCCAGAGGAUUGUCUACCAAAGCUCUCCCACCGAUCCGCUCCAAACCUACCAGCUCAAAACCGUAACUUACGGUACAAAGACGGCACCGUACCUAGCUACGCGAUGCCUCGAGCAGCUCUCGAUCGACGUGGCUGCCAACUAUCCCGCUGCAGCUCCAGUUGUCAAGAGUAGCUUCUACGUCGACGACCUCCUGGCUGGGUUCGACUCGCUCGACGGAGCUAUGGCAGCGACCAAGCAGAUUAUCCCAAUGCUGGCGUCCGCUGGUCUUUCGCUACGGAAAUGGUCAUCUAACCGCCGCCAGAUCCUCGAAGAAAUCCCAGUGGAGUACCGGGAAACCCAAAAACUUUUGGAGCUCGACAAUUCAGCUCCGAUUCAAGCACUCGGACUUCUGUGGGAGCCAAACUCGGAUGAACUUCGCUUCAAGGUGCCGGAGUAGUCGCACGACAAGCCUCCAACCAAGCGGAGUGUCCUCUCACAGACAGCGAGCCUUUUCGAUCCAUACGGACUCCUGGGUCCAGUGAUUGUUAAAGCGAAGAUCUUCAUCCAACACAUUUGGGAGUUGAAGCUGGGCUGGGACGAUCCACUGCCGGACGAGCUCAGCAGUUAUUGGUUAACUUUUGUCCUAACACUGCCAGCGCUUCGCGAGCUGCACGUUCAUCGUUUCGAACUGACGGACAACGCAGCAUUGGUUCAACUUCACGGAUUUUGUGACGCUUCUCUACAAGCGUAUGGAGGGUGCCUUUACCUGCGCUCAACAUCGAGCUACGGCAAAGUUGUAAUCCAGCCGGUUGCUGGCAAGUCUCGCGUUGCACCUCUGGAACGGAAGCGGCCUCUACUUCCUCGGUUAGAGCUUUGCGGAGCUUUCCGUCUCGCCGUGCAGAAGGAAUUCUUGGACAGCACCGGCCUCGAGUGCAGUUUGGAACUACAUUUCGACAGCCGAAAAUCCAGCUGACCACAUCUCGCGUGGUCUUGACGCUCCAGAGCUUCUGCGCUGUGAAGUUUGGUGGCGAUGUCCACGCUGGAUGAUGCAUACUGUCAACGUCUGGCCUGCAUCCAGGCUCAGAUGGAGAGAUCUUCGGAUCAACCAAGCCGAUCUCGAACCCCGUCAGCCACCGCCUGUGCCAGCUUUAGUUGCCAACCCAACGACCCAGCAGAAAGAUUGGUUCCAACACGCUUUCGAGGACUACGAUUCGCUGUUCGAUGUCGUUCGAGUUCUUGGUUUUUGUAGACGAUUUGUUGCGAACGUGAACAACAAACAGCUAGGUAACCCAAAGCAGACAGGAUACCUGACGGUUGCUGAGUUCCGCUCGGCUGAAGCAGCGCUCCUCCGCCACGUUCAAGCUUUGUCAUUUCCGGAAGAACUUCGUCUGAUGUCCAGAGAAGAACAAGUUCCGCGACGUUCGCCCCUGUUCCACCUCGCGCCGUUCCUGGGACCAGACAAGCUGAUCCGUGUUGGUGAUCGACUAACGAACGCAGAGAUUCCGUACGAUCAGAAGCACCCGAUCCUCCUGCCGAAAGGACACCCGGUAACGAACUUAGUGUUCCUCGAUGCUCACACGAAAACUCUCCACGCUGGUCCGUCGCAUCUGCUGGCAGCUGUUCGCCGACGGUACUGGCCAAUCGACGGUCGAAACAAGGCACGCAGCGUCAUCAAGGAGUGCAUCACCUGUGUCCGCUACCGUCCCACUAUCGCCCAGUAGAUGAUGGCCGACCUACCAUCUGUCCGUGUCAACCAAGAAAGAGUUUUCUGCAACGUGGGGAUUGACUACUGCGGUCCGUUCCACAUCAAAGGCAGAAGAAAUCAGCCGCCGAUCAAGUGCUACAUCUGCAUCUUCGUGUGCAUGGCGACCAAAGCUGCACACCUCGAGCUGGUCACAGACCUUACCACGGAAGCCUUCAUCGCAGCGUUGAACCGGUUCUGGGCCAAGCGUGGCUAUCCACAGAACAUCUACUGCGACAACGCCACCAACUUCGUCGGAGCCGAUCGCGAGCUUCAGCGACUCCAGCGGCAGUUCGAGAUACAGCAGCACAAGUCCGCCGUUGUCGAUGUGUCCACUCGACUGGGAAUCCAAUUCCACUUCAUUCCCCCACGAUCACCAUCGUUUGGAGGACUGUGGGAAGCUUGCGUCAAGUCCGCAAAAGCCGUCCUGCUCAAAGUGACGAUGGAUUUACCCUACGAAGAGAUGCUCACAACAGUAGCGCAGGUAGAAGCCUGCCUAAACUCACGCCCUCUAACUCCACUGUCCAACGAUCCAAACGACCUAGUUCCUCUCACUCCUGGCCAUUUCAUAAUUGGCGGUCCCCUCAAAGCUAUCCCAGAACCUGACCUCCAAAACAUCCCAUGCAACCGUCUGUCACGUUGGCAGAGGAUGCAACGAGUCGUUCAAGACUUCUGGUCUCGAUGGCAAAAGGAGUAUCUCCCCACACUCCAAAAACGGUACAAAUGGCCCGGUCCUCAACCAAAUUUGUCGGUUGGAGAUAUGGUCCUCCUCCAGGACGACAACCUGCCACCUUACAAAUGACCAAUUGCUCGCGUCAUUAAGACGAUACCUGGUGCAGACGGGAAGAUCAGAGUUGUGGAUGUCCUCACCGACGAGAACACGUAUCGUCGCGGAAUUCACAGACUUUGCCCUCUGCCCAAAUAUCCGAAAGCCUCCUCCGACAACACAAGCUCACACACAAGUCGUGCCACCUCCGACACUUUAGCGCCACAAUCGAACUGUCCCGCCUCCAGUUCUGCGCCGCAAACGAACUGACUCGUCCCCAGUUCUACGCCACAAGCACGCCGUGACUCCUCCGGCCCUGCUCGCACAUAAGCCACUCAUGUGUUGUAACGGUUGCUGCUCCACAACCUUCCACCUCCUCAAGCAUUCCGCCAAAUGCGGCCAACAACGAACCUUGUUCCUGUACCCUCCGUUCGAAGCCGGAGUGACAUCAGAACGAGAAGAUGACUUCAACGGCUCACUAGGGCUGAGUCGCAACGAGGGAGCGAGGCACAUAUUGCCCCAUCCAAUCAGCGACAUCGUUGAAACUCGACGUUUCAAGGGGGGCGGCAUGUACUUGCGCAGCUCUUCACGACACCUGACGACAACAAAAUGAGCAACGACAAAACUGAAGAAAAACAAACAAACAAAAUUACAUGAAGAAAGUGAAGUGUGAAAUUAAAUGACAUGUAAUUGAACCACCCUAAUCUUAAGCAUACUCACGCACACUAACACAAAACAUAAAUGUACACACCUCUCAUUACAAGUCUUGGCCAAGACACAUCAAACACAACACAACACACUACUACACUCACACCUAGCUCGUAAGAAUGUAAAUAGUAGUUUGUAAGUGUUGUUUUGGAUUGAUAAAUAAACAGGAUUUGAAAACUCAUUGCGCAGUGCAGUCGCAUAUCUUUUUUGCUCCCGCGAACCAAAGUUCCGCGCCAUCGCGAGUCCGCGGGUUUCUUUUGUGCCUCCGAAAAGCCGCCAUCGCUGAGGACUUCGCCGCUAGCCGCUGUCUGCUGGAAUUACGGUAGGAACCGAUCAAGGGAUUCCGGGGCGUCCGGAGACAAAGUUGGAAGCGAGCCACCAGCUCGUACAAUAUCUAUGCAUAUCUUCGCGAGUACUGUAAAAGAGUGAACCAAACUUCCAACUCCUCCGGCAAGAACACCAGUUUUGAGAUUUCGAGAUUUCCUGGCCAUCGUCGCUACAGAUUCGGACCAGAAAAACCUCCAGCAAGGAAGCGCCAGCCGAAACAGUAACCUGAUUCGUGAUCUUCCGCCGAUUCGCUGCCCCGGUCCCCGCGACCAAGGAAAGAUUCGCUGCUCCGGUUUCCGCGACCAAGAAAGAAUUCGCUGCUCCGGUUCCCGCGGCCAAGGAAGGAUUCGCUGCCUCGGUUCCCGCGACCAAGGAAGGCCAGCGUUUGCGAUCGCUCGUGCACUACCCAACAUCUUCGAACGUCUCGGCCAGAUUCGGACCAGAAAGUCCUCCGGCAAGGAAGCGCCAGCCGAAACAACAACCUGAUUCGUGAUCUUCCGGCGAUUCACUGCCCCGGUUUUCGCGACCAAGAAAGGAUUCGCUGCUCCGGUUCCCACGGCCAAGGAAGGAUUCGCUGCCUCAAGAUUGAAUAAAUAAGUUUCAUUGUUUUUGUUUA
Culex pipiens pallens (northern house mosquito) is the source of this 10086-nucleotide messenger RNA. RefSeq lists its product as uncharacterized. The record is from RefSeq and is a predicted model, not a curated record. NCBI's taxonomy places the organism in Eukaryota, Metazoa, Arthropoda, Insecta, Diptera, Culicidae. The transcript is spliced from 5 exons. Bases 4559 to 6385 code for a protein of 608 amino acids.